CCAACUUUCACUAAACUUACUGAAGUUACUCGAGCCAGUUAGUGCUUGCCCUGCAGGGUCUCUCCGACUCCGAGGUAUACCCUACCCAUGACGUCUGGCCAUGCUCAGGAACGCCUCGGUUUGGUGUUCCACCUGAAUUAGAAUUUUCUCAAUCUUAUGCCAGCUCUGAAGUUCCACUCCCCAAGUAUAUAACCCGGUGGACACCCGGCGAGGCUGAAGUGGAUCUUGGUCUUUUCUCUCUCACAGUUCAACUUGUAAUCCGAAACGCGACCAACACAGAGGGCUCUCUCACGCAUUGAUCUCCUAUUUACCCCAGUCUUGAAAACAAUAAAAUUGUCACAUCUAUACCCAUCAUGUUGGCUUGGGUCUAUCCUAUCCGCCUGGUUCAGGCUGUCUUCGCCCUUGCUACUAUUGGCCUGACUGCAUACAUCAUUGCAUCCCUGUACGAUGAUUGGUCUUUCUCUAAUGCCAUCUAUUACAUGCUCUUCAAUGGCUGCUGGACUCUCGUUGUCGCCGUGCCUUACCUGGGCCUCGCCCCUAUCUGGCUUCCGCGCUUCUCCCAUGAAAUCGUGAUCCCCGCCAUGGAGUUCAUUACCAUGGCCCUCUGGCUGAGUGGCUGGAUCGCUCUGGCAGUUAUGAUUCCCAAACCCAAGUCUUGCAACUAUGCCAGCUGCCACGGUCUCCAGGCGCUCAUCGUCGUUGCCGCGGUUGAGUGGGCACUCUUCGCUUUCACCAACGUCUAUGCCUUCAUGGACGUUAUCAAUUCCCGCCGAAACCGCCACAACCAUGAGCAGCAGCAACCGGCCGUCUCCGAAGUGACUGCCCCCGAGAGCGUCUAGAGACAAGACAACCGACUUAGAGUGCCACCCCAGAACGAGUCAAUCAUGGUUCGCAUCUUAUCGCAUGCCAAGCGUGCUUUUGAUCGGCCGACUCCACAACCUUAAUGUUCAAAUAAUACAUAAACAAUGAUUCAUGGGUCAAAACGAAUCUCUACGAAUACAACUGGGUGGAUCUAUGCUGAAUUUGCUGAUUGAUCAUCAGCGUGAUGUUGUUUUAUGACGUGUUUUUACAGGCCUGAUGCGAGAGGCUUUUCCCAGGGAUACCAUUAAUCAUCGUACCUUGAUAAUUGAAUAAUGAUAUUUUA
Penicillium brasilianum is the source of this 1144-nucleotide messenger RNA. Lineage: Eukaryota; Fungi; Ascomycota; Eurotiomycetes; Eurotiales; Aspergillaceae. The record is from the annotation of a GenBank genome assembly.